UUUCCCGUGAGCCCUCGGGGAGUGGUCCGACCGCGGGCGGCCGCCGGUGAGGUAGGGGCGGGAGGCGGGGGGAGACAUGGCUCGGCGCGGCUGGCGGCGGGCACCCCUCCGCCGUGGCGUCGGCGGCGGUCCCCGAGCCCGCAGGCUCAUGCGGCCCCUUUGGUUGCUCCUCGCAGUGGGCGUCUUUGACUGGGCAGGGGCUUCGGACGGCGGCGGCGGAGAGGCGAGAGCCAUGGACGAGGAGAUCGUGUCCGAGAAGCAAGCCGAGGAAAGCCACCGGCAGGACAGCGCCAACCUGCUCAUCUUCAUCCUGCUGCUCACCCUCACUAUUCUCACGAUCUGGCUCUUCAAGCACCGCCGGGCCCGCUUCCUGCACGAAACCGGCCUGGCUAUGAUUUAUGGUCUUUUGGUGGGCCUUGUGCUUCGGUAUGGCAUUCACGUUCCGAGUGAUGUAAAUAAUGUGACCCUGAGCUGUGAAGUGCAGUCAAGUCCAACUACCUUACUGGUAAAUGUUAGUGGAAAAUUUUAUGAGUAUACGCUGAAAGGAGAGAUUAGUUCACAUGAACUCAAUAAUGUUCAAGAUAAUGAAAUGCUUAGAAAGGUUACUUUUGAUCCAGAAGUAUUUUUCAACAUAUUACUUCCUCCUAUCAUAUUUUAUGCAGGUUAUAGCCUGAAAAGGAGACAUUUUUUUCGAAAUCUCGGGUCUAUCCUAGCAUACGCUUUUCUUGGAACAGCAAUUUCUUGUUUCGUUAUUGGGUCAAUAAUGUAUGGCUGUGUAAUGCUGAUGAAGGUAACGGGACAACUUGCAGGAGAUUUUUACUUUACAGAUUGCCUACUGUUUGGUGCCAUUGUAUCAGCAACUGAUCCAGUGACUGUUCUUGCUAUAUUCCACGAGCUUCAAGUUGAUGUUGAACUCUAUGCACUUCUUUUUGGUGAAAGUGUCCUCAAUGAUGCUGUUGCCAUAGUGCUGUCCUCCUCAAUCGUGGCAUACCAGCCAGCUGGAGACAACAGUCACACCUUUGAUGUCACAGCGAUGUUCAAGUCUAUUGGGAUCUUCCUUGGAAUCUUCAGUGGAUCUUUUGCGAUGGGUGCUGCUACUGGAGUGGUGACAGCUUUAGUGACAAAGUUCACCAAAUUACGGGAGUUCCAGUUGUUGGAGACAGGCCUGUUCUUCUUGAUGUCCUGGAGUACCUUCCUCUUGGCUGAAGCAUGGGGCUUCACAGGUGUGGUUGCAGUAUUGUUUUGUGGCAUCACACAAGCACAUUAUACAUAUAAUAAUUUGUCCACGGAGUCUCAGCAUAGAACUAAACAGUUGUUUGAGCUUCUCAAUUUCUUGGCAGAGAAUUUCAUCUUCUCCUACAUGGGACUGACACUGUUCACCUUCCAGAACCAUGUCUUUAACCCAACAUUUGUAGUAGGAGCAUUUGGUACUAGCCAUGUCUUUUGUAGAAUGUCCUGCAGUUGGAACUUGUCUGAUAUUUUCCCCAUGAUUAGACUGGAGUUACAUGUUCUUUGGGAGGAAGACCACAGAGGUAGAAGAAGUAAGAUUGGAUCAAAUUUUCAACAUAUGAUGAUGUUUGCUGGCCUUCGUGGUGCAAUGGCAUUUGCCUUGGCCAUUCGAGAUACUGCCACUUAUGCACGGCAAAUGAUGUUCAGCACCACGCUUCUGAUUGUGUUUUUUACCGUGUGGGUAUUUGGCGGUGGCACCACUGCAAUGCUGUCAUGCUUGCAUAUCAGGGUUGGUGUUGAUUCAGACCAAGAACACUUGGGUAUUCCUGAAAAUGAAAGGAGAACUACCAAAGCAGAGAGUGCUUGGCUUUUCCGGAUGUGGUACAACUUUGAUCAUAACUAUCUGAAGCCUCUGCUGACUCACAGUGGGCCUCCGCUGACAACAACACUCCCUGCCUGCUGUGGACCCAUCGCCAGGUGCCUCACCAGCCCCCAGGCUUACGAAAACCAGGAACAGUUGAAAGAUGAUGAUUCUGAUCUUAUUCUCAAUGAUGGCGAUAUCAGUUUGACAUAUGGAGAUUCUACUGUGAACACUGAAUCGGCCACAUCCAGCGCUCCAAGGAGAUUUAUGGGAAACAGUUCUGAAGAUGCCUUGGAUCGGGAACUUGCAUUUGGGGACCAUGAACUGGUCAUUCGAGGAACACGCCUGGUUCUUCCAAUGGAUGAUUCUGAACCCCCGCUAAAUUUGUUAGAUAAUACGAGACACGGUCCAGCCUAAGCUUACUAAUACUCACUUAGUGAUUUGUAAAAUUUGCACAUGUGAUUGUGAAGAAAUUUGUACUACCUAAAAGUCCCAGUGCAUGUCUCUGAAUGUGUAAGCUAUAUAAAUGCUAUUUAUAUGGCAUAGAAAGAAUAUAAAUAUCCUGUACGCGGCAGAUUGUGAACAAACUAUAUUCCUUUAAGUUUUCCUGGUUGCACUCUGUAGACUGGAUCUGUUUUAGAAAGUUACUUUCACAGUGAUGUUAUGUGUUCUGUUAGUUUUAUGUCUCAGUUAAAGUAUAAAAAGUGACGGAUUUUCUCUUUCUUAAACUUACCUGACACUUAACCAGAGUACCAAGUUCUCGUGAUGUGAAUUAAUUUUUUGUGUGUGUUAGGGGAGGGAGAGUGAGGAGGGCAUGUUAGUUCCUUGGGAACCCAGGGAGGAGAGGUUCCUUUAUUGGGAAACUUGUUGAUAGCUGCUGCCUUUGUCCUGACCGUUUUCUUUCCCUUUUCUCUGGUGGCCUGUUGUGGUGCAAGGAGCUGAUGGCAUUUGAUCUUGCCCCAUUCAGGUUGGGGAGUGAAGUGUGGGGACCCUUUUCCCCCGCUUGCUGUGAAAGCACAGAUUCAUCGACUAGAGUACACUGUUGUUCAGAAAAGAAGGCUGCAAAUGACUUCUGAGACCUUGUGUCUUUUCUUCCAGGCCGAGACCAUAGAAGGAGUCGCAUCUAGCCAGCUUAGCCAAAGUACAGGUGUAUAUAGUUCAGGGCACUUGAUUUAGAUUUGGAGGGGCUGGGGUGGGUAGAGAGCAAGAGGCAAGUAAAGAGAAUGAUGGUUUCAGAGAUCUCUCUUCCCAAAUGUGUAAAUAUUCUAUACCAGAUAAGUUUAAAUAAGAAAUUUAAUUGCUGCUUAAUUUUUGAUCAUGUACUUUAUCUGUAUAGCAAGCUUUGUCGUCAGAAGUUUUUAUAUCAAUUUAAAUUGCUGCUCUUUAGCAGCCAAACAGGAGCAAAAUGUAAAAUUUUUCAACUUACUGUGUCUAAUCAUCAUUUGUUAGUCUGUAGUUAAUGUCAACAGUUAAUUUAUGAACCCACGAUCGUUCCACACUACACCAAAGUCAGUCAUAAGAGAAAUCGAAUAUUCUGGGCAUUGAUUGCAGCAAGGUGACUGCUUUGUGUGCAGGAGGUGUAGUAGUCUUCAUUUUCAUGGUACUUUUUAAUAUUAAUUAUCUAAGCUGCCAUGCAUUUUUUUUUUACAGUUUUCAAGGAAGAGCACAGAACAAUUUCUCAUUUCAUAUUUGGAGUAUGAAAGUAGAUUCUAUUUUGUAAUGCUGAUAAUACCUAAAGGUGCAUGGAAUGCUUGGAAGAAUACUUUUUGAUGUUGAUUUUGACCUGUUCAUGAUUCAGAAGAAAAACAAACUGUUUUGGAUUUUUUUCCCCUCAGGUCUGAGUAGCAUUGCCUUAAAUCUUACCCAGUCAGAACAUUGGUUUAUUUACAUGAUGUUCAUAUUUUCCAGUGAAAAAUACCCUUCCGAACAAAACAUGUACUUACUCUCCAAAAGGUAUCUGUGCUAUUACAAACACUCCUUGAGAUUUGAAGGGAAUUCUAAUAUACCCUUUCGUGGCAGCUUUGACUGUUGGCAUAGCCAUUUGUUAUGUAGUGGUAGCGACUUUCCUGCUAUGCAGGAAUCCCUCCCAUGAAGUGUAUGUUUUACAUGAUGUGUGCCUCUUCACGCGGUAAAUAGUUUCUUGUUAAUGUAUGUUUGAGGGGUUUGAACGUCAGUGUCAUUUACCCACAAAGUUAUUCAAGUUGUAAAAGGUUAUACAAUAAUUUAACAACUACCUUUUUUUAUUCUGUCGGGUUACUGACCUCACUUUAUGUAAAUACUUCGCAUGACAAAUUCAGUAACUCUUCUAUUUCAGCAUGCAUAAGACUUUUCACUAGGGAAACUGAUAAAGCUUGAGUGAAAUAAAUCUGCCUUCAUACUUUAUCAAGGGGAACCAAGCCUGCUGUGUUUAACAUCAGCAUCUGGAAGAUUUUCCUCUCCUCUAAUCUGUGUACACAUCUCCAAGAAAGGAAGAAAAAACAAACUCUGCUCAGACGCCUAUGAAACACCUGAAUGAACUUUGAUGAAGUCCAGUCUGAGUUGCCAUCAUGCACAAGUAGAACUGCUCUUGGACUUGUUUUCCUGUUGUUUGUGGAACCUACGCGUUUGAAUGACUUGAAUGUUGCAUCUUUUAAAGUUAUUUUUUAAGAUUUCUUGGCAUUUAUCCUAGUUGUCCGUGUUUGGCAAUGUGCUGUUAAAGUAAUAGACUUUUAAUCUUUAUGUAUUUUUUGUUUUCUCUGGAGUACUUGGACGGAUGUUAUAGUGGUUUCUUUUAGGAAAAUCUGUCAUUAAAAAAGUUAUAGCCUUGCAAAUAACCACUCACA
This is a messenger RNA of Piliocolobus tephrosceles (Ugandan red Colobus), 4632 nucleotides long. It is a transcript of the gene SLC9A6, whose product is annotated as solute carrier family 9 member A6. Bases 77 to 2227 code for a protein of 716 amino acids. Gene Ontology annotation, biological process: potassium ion transmembrane transport; regulation of intracellular pH; sodium ion import across plasma membrane. Lineage: Eukaryota; Metazoa; Chordata; Mammalia; Primates; Cercopithecidae. The record is from RefSeq and is a predicted model, not a curated record. The transcript is spliced from 17 exons. Gene Ontology annotation, cellular component: recycling endosome; plasma membrane. Gene Ontology annotation, molecular function: potassium:proton antiporter activity; sodium:proton antiporter activity.